AUGGUGAAGACCCUAGGCGAGUGCUAUUUUCCGAUUCUUAUGUCACAGGACGUUGGUAUUUCUACUGCUAUGAACAAUACAAUAGUUCUUGAAGAUCUAGAGGAGGCUAGUGAUAACAGUAACAGUGGGGAUGACUGUAAGGCAGAUUCCUCAGAGGUAGUACUGCAGCCAUGGAUUGAAGAGCCAGUAGUCCCGCCAUAUGUCGUGCGGAAUAUGGCCGUGCUUUCGCGGGUAUUUGAAUCUAUAAGCGGUAAGGAUAAGAUGGCAAAAAUAGCGAAAUGUAUGCUGGACUUGUUGAGACAGUAUGUGUCGCGAAAACGUCGGUGGGUGGUGAGUGUUGAGCGUGAUUCGCUUGCGCAGUUAUCCAAGCUGCUGGAAUCGUGGAACCUCCGGUUGAUUCUGAGCAGGCCAGGUCUUCUGCUGCGGGUGUUUGCGGCGAGGGCUGCACGCGAACUGGAAACUAAAAGUGUGGGGGUAUGUGACACUCUUUCAACUUUUCGGCAGGUUAUGCGAUGUGGUAAUUCGCCUUUCCUGAUAGUGGACUUUUAUCGCAAGAUUCGCAAGACUUGGGCCGAAGCGAAAAAUACUGGGAACUUCUUGGAAGUGGUGAACCGCCUAUGGAUGAACCAGGCGACACUAACGGAUGUGCUGUUUCUGUACUAUGCGAUAACGGAUGAGAUGUCAUUACUCCACAAGAUGGGCGUUUGGUCACAUGAGCCGACUAAGAAGUUUGUCGACCGCCAUGGUGUGCUCUCAUGGGAAUUUGAUAUCUUACUAUCUUUGAAAAACGCAUGGUUCUCACUGCAGGAGCUGAAUGCGGAGUAUUCAGAUCUCCAGAUACAGCUACAAGUCCUCCAGCGGUCAUGGGCGUUGUCGCAGCAGUUGCAUUCGGAUAAAAGAGGUGCGAAGUCGGCUACCAGUACCACUGUGACGACGCAGCUAAUGCGCGAUUUACGUGUUGGUCCCUCGCAAAGCGAGAUAGUGGCCGCCAGAUUAGCGCAGCUGCGCAAAAAGCGUCGCAUAGUGUACUUGGACCUAGGGCGUCUCACAUUUGAUUUAAUGGCUAACAGCACAGACGUUUUUGAAAUUCAGAUACCACCUGGCACCUACAGUGCGCUGUCAUUAUGUUCCGGUGUUAUUGGUUUCGCUAAGCUUUGGUUGCUAGCGAAAGCAGAUAUGAUACAGGCUGCCUCAGAAAAUUAG
Messenger RNA from Eremothecium sinecaudum, 1203 nucleotides. RefSeq names its product Pex25p (gene PEX25). The transcript has a single exon. NCBI's taxonomy places the organism in Eukaryota, Fungi, Ascomycota, Saccharomycetes, Saccharomycetales, Saccharomycetaceae. Bases 1 to 1203 code for a protein of 400 amino acids. Gene Ontology annotation, biological process: peroxisome fission; regulation of peroxisome size. The record is from RefSeq and is a predicted model, not a curated record. Gene Ontology annotation, cellular component: peroxisomal membrane.